Molecule: messenger RNA, 4804 nt
Organism: Rhinolophus ferrumequinum (greater horseshoe bat)
Lineage: Eukaryota; Metazoa; Chordata; Mammalia; Chiroptera; Rhinolophidae
Gene: GPR161
Product: G protein-coupled receptor 161
Exons: 6
Coding region: 245-1834 (529 amino acids)
Biological process (GO): G protein-coupled receptor signaling pathway
Cellular component (GO): recycling endosome; membrane
Molecular function (GO): G protein-coupled receptor activity
Source: RefSeq, a predicted model, not a curated record
UGCAAGGUCUGCGCUCCAGGAACCACGCAGCCGGGCAGCGGCAUCACCUCACAUCACACCUUUGGGGCUAUUUUUGUUCCGUAUUGUACCUUUCAUCCGUUUUUUGCGAAGUCCUUUCAACAGCAGGUCAUUUGAAGUUGGGAGGUGGUAUGGUUUUAGUAAAGGACCUCAGUUCCUGGAUGUGUCCAAUGGGAAUAAUGUCGCCCAGCAUGCUCCGCUCACCCCACGCCCAGGCACCCUGACCAUGAGCCUCAACUCCUCCCUGGGCCACUGGAAGGAGCUGAGCAACCUCACUGAGGCGGCGGGCGGUGAAGGCGGCGUCAUCGUCACCCAGUUCGUCGCCAUCGUUAUCAUCACCAUUUUCGUCUGCCUGGGCAACCUGGUCAUCGUGGUCACCUUGUACAAGAAGUCCUACCUCCUCACCCUCAGCAACAAGUUCGUCUUCAGCCUCACCCUGUCUAACUUCCUGCUGUCCGUGCUGGUGCUGCCAUUCGUGGUGACGAGCUCCAUUCGGCGGGAAUGGAUCUUUGGGGUGGUCUGGUGCAACUUCUCCGCCCUCCUUUACCUGCUGAUCAGCUCGGCCAGCAUGCUGACCCUCGGGGUCAUUGCUAUCGACCGCUACCACGCUGUCCUGUACCCCAUGGUGUACCCCAUGAAGAUGACGGGGAACCGAGCCGUGAUGGCGCUCGUCUACGUCUGGCUUCACUCCCUCAUCGGCUGCCUGCCGCCUCUGUUCGGCUGGUCGUCCGUGGAGUUUGACGAGUUCAAGUGGAUGUGCGUGGCUGCGUGGCACCGGGAGCCCGGCUACACCGCCUUCUGGCAGGUGUGGUGCGCCCUGCUCCCGUUCGCGGUCAUGCUGGUGUGCUAUGGCUUCAUCUUCCGCGUGGCCAGGGUCAAGGCGCGCAAGGUGCACUGUGGCACCGUGGUCAUCGCGGAGGAGGACGCGCAGCGGGACGGGAGGAAGAACUCCAGCACGUCCACCUCGUCCUCGGGCAGCCGCAGGAACGCCCUGCAGGGCGUGGUCUACUCGGCCAACCAGUGCAAAGCCCUCGUCACCAUCCUGGUGGUCCUCGGUGCCUUCACGGUCACCUGGGGCCCCUACAUGGCUGUCAUCACCUCGGAGGCCCUCUGGGGGAAGAACUCCGUCUCCCCGAGCCUGGAGACCUGGGCCACGUGGCUGUCCUUCACCAGCGCCGUCUGCCACCCCCUGAUCUACGGACUCUGGAACAAGACAGUCCGCAAGGAGCUGCUGGGCAUGUGCUUUGGGGACCGGUAUUACCGGGAACCGUUUGUGCAGCGGCAGAGGACGUCCAGGCUCUUCAGCAUUUCCAACAGGAUCACAGACCUGGGCCUGUCCCCGCACCUCACAGCACUCAUGGCAGGGGGCCAGCCCCUGGGGAACAGCAGCAGCACCGGGGACACCGGCUUCAGCUGCUCUCAGGACUCAGGGACGGACGUGAUGCUGCUCGAAGACUACACAUCUGAUGACCACCCGCCCUCCCACUGUGCUUGCCCACCCAAGAGGAGGAGCUCCGUGACGUUUGAGGACGAAGUGGAACAAAUCAAAGAAGCUGCCAAGAACCCUGUUCUCCACGUGAAAGCCGAAGUGCACAAGUCCCUGGACAGUUACGCCGCCAGCUUGGCCAAAGCCAUAGAGGCUGAGGCCAAAAUCAACUUAUUCGGGGAAGAAGCUUUGCCCGGGGUCUUGAUGGCGGCGCGGACUGUCCCUGGGGCCAGCUUUGGGGGCCGCCGAGGCAGCAGAACUGUCGCGAGUCAGAGGCUUCAACUGCAGAGCAUCGAAGAAGGGAACAUCCUAGCUUCGGAACAGAAGUGAGGGCCUCAGGGUGGCCCGUCCCGGACAGCGACGCCUGCGGCCAUUGUGUCAGGACCCGUGUCUGGGUGCAGCCACUGGAUAAAACACUGAGAACUGUGUCCAGGGUCAGUGACGUCCGUGUCUGUGUGAGACCACAUGUGGGCUUCUUGGAGGUCCCAGGGAUGGGAGCAGAGGCACCGGAAGCACAAAGCAAAGCAGGUGGAGGUGUGGCCGUGACGCUCUGGGAGGUGGGCACACAAGGGGACUAGAGACCAGGCUGGAAAGGAGCCGUCAGAUGGGUCAUUUCUUCGUCGGCACAACCUGUCUCCUAGGCGUCCAGCCUGACACGUCCCAGAGGCAGGCAGUGAGCCCUUCCCAGCACCCUCGGGAGGCAGGCACGUCUUCCCAGCAAAGCAAGGUCACCCGAGGCCUUCUGCAUGGUCAGUGCAGGCUGUGUGGUGUCCCUAGAGGAGAACCCAUGAGCAGAGCCCCCACAAGUUCGCACGUCUCGGUACUGGGUCUGACCUUGCCUUGGGUGCAGCCCCCUCUGGUGCUCACAGGGGCAGCUCACAGGCCACCUGCUGCUGUCGCUGAGGUGGAGCCGGCUGGCCCACCUCCCUACUGACUGACUCUUUGGUAUUUCAAAAGAGGGAAGAAACCACUAUCAGAGACAGGAGAAAGGAGCAGAUACCAGAUGUUUUGUUUCCAGAAUUUAAAAAGCAGCGCGUUUGGUUAGGACAUCGUGAAUUUACCGAGCCAGGACGGGCUGUGGCGCCCGACAGUCGGCAGGUAGAGAGAGCCGUGUCAUUGGAAGGAGACCCCUUCACGCAGCAAAACCUCGUCAAAUGGGUUCUGUCUGGUGUUUGGUUGGCACAGAAGCUGUUCCACAGGGAACACUGCCGUCAUCCCGUUCCUGGGCAGCACCAGAUAGAAGAGAAACCACGUGGGCCUGGCAUCACCCACCUGCACUCUUGGCCCAGCUCCCCCUGACACCCAUCACCUGGGACAUCGUAUCACCUCUAGGCCACCUGGGAAAUGGGAUAAGGGAGUGCGGUGUUGCAUUAACCGGUCGCUAAGAUGGUUUCCAACUCUGAUGUUCUCUGACCUUCUAAGUUAGGGAUAGAAAACAAAGGGACCCUCCCGCGGGCCAACAUUUGCCCAGCUUUGGAGUGUGGCUUCUAAGGGGCGUGCAGAGGACUGUGGGCCCAGGUGUGGGCACUCACCUGACUAGUGUUUAGAGCACCGUCCUGAUGGAAUCGCCCCCCAGACGCGUUCGUGGAGGGAGAGGCGCCGCCUCCGAGGUGGAAUGGGUCCCUGGGGUUAGAUGGCGCGCUCUUCCCUUGAGUUGCAACAGCAGAAGUAGGGCUUGGGGGGUGGCAGCCGCUGAAUCGCCUGUCCGGCCUGCAGCCUGGGUGACUGAGCUGAGCACAGGGCUUUCCCCACCUUCAGAAUCCCAGGUGGUCAGCAGAGGGUCGGUUCAAGGAGAUCCAGCUGUGUCUGCCAGGCAGCCACGCUGCAGGUUGAAUUAGCUCUGUGCCACGUGCCUUGGGGUCUAGCGAGCUCCUGGGGAAGCAGUCUUUUUGCUGUUCGGUAUAAACCAAUGGUUGUCUGGUCCCCAGAUGGGUCUGCAGGUUACAAAGACCUUUCCAGAUACCUCCAUGGUGGUGAAACUCAUGGACAACCAUGCGGGGCCAGGCGCUGGUGGUGGAUGGGAGGGAGGAGCAGAGGCAGGUUCACCUGUGGGUCUGCUGAUGAGACGUGUGGGUCACUCUGCUCUCUCUCUGAGGUGGCAUUCCUCAGUCGGGGGGCAUUUAUGUCUUCUGUGUGUAUAUAUUCCUAGCUUUUGUCUAGUUUCUAAAGGGACUGGAUUCCUGGUCAGUCUGUAUGCACAGGCGAGGAACAGGCAGAGGCCUGUACGUCUGGGUUGGCAUAACCUGCAAUGGCUCGCCGGUGAGGCCUCCUGAGUGCAGCCAACAGGCCUGCAGCCCCAGGAUUAAAGAGUGCUUCCCCGGCCUGCACUGCGCUGGGCUCCAGGGAGAAUCCUGAGACUCCCAGGGCCCACGCGCUGGUCCCAGACCAGCCGGAUUUUAAUAGGAUUGCAUCUAAGUUUAUCUAGAAAUACUGCACUUCACAAAUUCGCUGUUUUCCUUCUUUCUACUGAGGUCCAUUCAUUUAUUUGUCUACCAGACCCUGCCUGUCCCGUGUGCAAAGCACCAGGCUGGGCCCUGCGAGCAGAAACACGAAAGCAUUUUCACUCUACUUUAGGGAGAUACGUGGGGGUACUGGUGCUAAUAGCGAGUGGAGUAGUGAUUAGAAUGUGGGCUCCAGAGCGGGGCGUUUCCAGCUAGGGGAGUUCCAGCAGCUCGGUGAAGGAGGUGACAGUUUGAGCCAAGCCUUGGAGGAUGUUUCGCAGCUAGAACCGUAUUUCGCAUAUUCAGGAAUUCAAGUUUGCCCUGAUUCAGCCUGAAGGAGAGGAAGGAGGCGGGUGGGGAGAGGAAGAGGGAGAGGAGGUGAUCCUGUACAUUCGGAGGCAUUUUUGAGGACAUUUGCCCUUAGUGCAGGUCAAAAGGCCAACUGCCCGCACGAAAUGCAGGCCCCUGGCUUUAUACUGCUGUGCAGUGACAGGCGAGGCCACUGAGGGGACCCCGCGGACACUGGCAGGUGGGACACUUAUUCACUUAAAAACCUCAGUCCUGUCUCCGGGCUCUAACAGGACCACGGUUAGGGCCGUUGUCCACCUCUGCUUUCAUCAACAUUGCCACUUGACUGGGCGCCUGAGCUGUGCCCCAGGUCCCGGGUUUGGGGGCCGCUCCCUGGCCAGGGAAGACGAGUUCAGCGCCCUGGCACUAGGGGGCAGCAGUGUGGUGGUGAUGCCGCUGGCACGGCCCUGCCCACUAAAGAGCUACGGAUGAACCUGAAGGCCCGCCCGCCCGCCUGGGGGCGGAGGACCACCCAGCCAGCUUGCUUACACGUGCGACCCCAGGCGGGUGG